This is a messenger RNA of Engraulis encrasicolus (European anchovy), 3593 nucleotides long. RefSeq names its product neutral alpha-glucosidase AB-like. The transcript has 25 exons. The record is from RefSeq and is a predicted model, not a curated record. Lineage: Eukaryota; Metazoa; Chordata; Actinopteri; Clupeiformes; Engraulidae. Gene Ontology annotation, cellular component: glucosidase II complex. Gene Ontology annotation, molecular function: glucan 1,3-alpha-glucosidase activity; carbohydrate binding. Gene Ontology annotation, biological process: carbohydrate metabolic process; N-glycan processing. The coding region runs from base 25 to 2853 and encodes 942 amino acids.
UAAAGGUCAAUACAGUUGGGAAACAUGGCGGCUCCCUCUGACAGGAUGGGGCUGCUUUUCCUGACGCUGCUGACUGUCUGUUGUACCGACGCGGUGGAUCGUAGUAACUUCAAAACAUGUGAUCAAAGUGCCUUCUGCAAGCGUCAAAGAGAUGUGAAGCCAGGACCAUCUCCAUACAGGGCUCUACUGGAGACAAUGCAGCUCAGUGAUUCACGUCUCACUCUGCAGCUCAUCAAUGACAACAACAAGGUGCGAUUGCUGUUGGAGCUGUACCGGCUGCAAGGCAACAUGACACGGGUUAAAAUCAACGAACUGAAACCCCUCAAGCCCAGAUAUGAGGUUCCAGACGUUCUCAUCAAAGACCCGCCGACCGAGCCUCUCUCGGUGAUCGAUCGCGAUGAGAAUGGCGUUGUUCUUUCCCUGGGGGCAGAUGAGCAGCGGGUCAUCAUCAGUGCCCGUCCGUUCCGUCUGGACGUGGUGGAGGGGGCGAAGGUCCUGCUGUCCCUCAACUCGCGUGGCCUGCUGGUGUUCGAGCGCCUCCGCCCGCGCAAGGACACUAUCUCUCAUAAAAUAACUAGCACAGUCGGUAGCAUGUGGGAUAAGAUCAAGAGCGUGUUCUCUAGUUCAAGUGAGACAGACCCAGAGGAAAAUCCAGAUGCUGUGGCACAAAAUGUACCCGAGCAGGUCGAGGCUGCAGAUGAGGUGCAGGAAGAGGAUCAGCCUGGCAUGUGGGACGAGACCUUCAAGUCUCAUGCAGAUACUAAGCCCAAUGGUCCAUCCUCCAUCAGCUUGGACUUCUCCUUCCCCGACGUUGCACAUGUCUACGGCAUUCCAGAGCACGCCGACAGCCUCAAACUCAAAAGCACAGAAGGAGGGGAUCCGUAUCGGCUCUACAACCUGGAUGUGUUCCAGUAUGAGCUCUACAACCCCAUGGCUCUGUACGGAGCCGUGCCCGUGCUGCUGUCCCACACUGCCGAUAGGACCAUGGGCCUCUUCUGGCUCAAUGCCGCUGAGACCUGGGUGGACAUCGGCACCAGCUCCGUCACACAGGGUGACAGUGAAGUGCCUGAGACAAACGUACGCUGGAUUUCCGAGAGUGGCAUCAUCGAUGUGUUCAUCAUGCUUGGUCCCCGCCCCACUGACGUCUUCUCGCAGUAUGCCUCCCUCACAGGCACCCAGGCCUUCCCUCCGCUGUCCGCUCUGGCGUACCACCAGUGCAGAUGGAACUAUAACGACCAGGAGGAUGUGAAGGAGGUGGACGCUGGCUUUGACGAACACGACAUCCCCUACGACUUCAUCUGGCUGGACAUCGAGCACACCGACGGCAAGCGCUACUUCACCUGGGACCCAAACAAGUUCUCUCAGCCACGGGAGAUGCUGCAGAACCUCAAGGACAAGAGAAGAAAGAUGGUCACCAUUGUGGACCCCCACAUCAAGGUAGACAGUGGCUACAAGAUCCACAAUGAGAUUCGCUCAAAGGACUUUUACAUAAAAAACAAAGAUGGUGGCGACUACGAAGGGUGGUGCUGGCCAGGGAAUGCAGGGUAUCCAGACUUCACCAACCCUGAGAUGAGAACUUGGUGGGCUAGCAAGUUUGCUUACGACCAGUACGAGGGCAGCAUGGACAACCUGUACACCUGGAACGACAUGAACGAGCCGUCUGUGUUCAACGGGCCCGAGGUCACCAUGCACAAGGACGCGCUGCAUGGCCCCUGGGAGCACAGGGACGUGCACAACCUCUACGGCUUCUACGUGCAAAUGGCCACUGCUGAGGGUCAGAUCCAGCGCUCUGGUGGAGUGGAGAGGCCGUUUGUCCUGACCAGGGCUUUCUUCGCAGGAUCCCAGCGCUAUGGUGCGGUGUGGACAGGUGACAACGCUGCAGAGUGGGGCCACCUGAAGAUGUCCAUCCCCAUGUGCCUCAGCCUGGGACUAGUGGGCAUCUCCUUCUGCGGAGCCGACGUCGGGGGCUUCUUCAAGUCCCCCAGUGAGGAGCUGCUGGUGCGCUGGUACCAGGCGGGGGCCUACCAGCCCUUCUUCCGGGCCCACGCCCACCUGGACACCCCGCGCCGGGAGCCCUGGCUCUUCGGGCCCGACAACACGGCUCUUAUCCGGGAGGCGGUGAGGCAGCGCUACACCCUGCUGCCCUACUGGUACCAGCUCUUCUACAACGCCUACCGCACCGGACAGCCCGUCAUGAGACCCCUGUGGGUGGAGUACCCUGAGAACGUGGCUACCUUCGCCAUCGAGGAUGAAUUCUUACUGGGGAAGGACCUGCUGGUUCAUCCAGUCACAGAUGAAAGGUCACAAGGGGUAACCGCCUACUUGCCGGGAGAGGCUGAGCUUUGGUAUGAUGUCCAUACCUUCAAGAAGCACAAUGGGAACCAAAACCUUUACAUUCCUGUUACCAUGAGCUCCAUUCCAGUCUUCCAGAGAGGUGGUUCCAUCAUCAGUAGGAAGGACCGCAUGCGCAGGUCAUCCGCCUGUAUGGAGGACGACCCCUAUACUCUUUAUGUGGCUUUAAAUGCACAGGGAACUGCCGAAGGGGAACUGUACAUCGACGAUGGGCACUCUUUCAAUUUCGACAAGCAGAGGCAGUUCAUUCAUAGACGUCUGACGUUCGCCGAAGGCGCACUAACAUCGAGCAACCUGUCUCCAGACUCCAGUUUCUCCACGGCCUCUUGGGUGGAGAAGGUGGUCUUCAUGGGAGUCUCCUCACCUAAUGCUGCUACCCUCAAAACUCAGGAUGGCACCGAGAGUGCCCUGGAGUUCGACUUUGAUGCCAAUGCGGAGCUGCUCACCCUGCGCAAGCCUGGCGUGAACGCGGGCGCUGACUGGACCAUCCACCUGCGGUAGCGCAGGGCUCAGGGCCAUGGACUCCAUCUCAUCCCUUUCCUCUACUCUCACCAAAGCAGGGGAGGGUCAGCACUUAAAACAUGACCGCUGUUUUACACAUGCAUACACUCGGACACGCAUCACAACUUGACACACAAGCAUACAUGUGACGUGUCUCUCACAUACUCUCUUUCUGUCUCUGACACACACACACACACACACACACACACACACACACACACACACACACACACACACACACACACACACACACACACACACACACACACACACCACUUGUAGGGUUAAGAUUGAGAUUAGGUGGGUGUCCGUCCAUGGGGAGGUGAAAAGGUGUUGUAGGGAUAGGAUUGGCUCAUCUCUCAUCCUCCAUAGAGAUUUAUCUUCAGUGAGAACGGACCGUGGGUUUUACUUGAGCUGGCUAGGACCACAUUUGUAGAUUAUGUCAUAGGAUUAGUUUGAUUUCUGUUUGAACAAUGUUUGUCGAUUUUUGUCAACUUCUUCUGUCUCCUGUUUUCAAAAACUGUCACCAAAACCACACUCAGACAUUCUGGAAUGUGACAAGAGCUUUGCACUUGAACAAUUGAACCUUGUGAGAGAUGUUGGUUAACUAUGUAUUAUUACCAUUGUCUUAAAAUGAUUUUUAAAAGUCUGCAUUUCCUGUUUAGCAAUUUAAAAUGAAGUAAAGUAAAAGUAAGAAAAUGAAAUUAAUGUAAUGAUUAAAAACACCCUUUCCAAUAGAA